AUGUCAAGUUUAAACUUCGAACGCCAUGUUUGUGAAGGCGUUACGUGGGACGACCCACAUUUUUUGUCGGAAAAUUUUAUACAAUAUUUAACGUCGAGUGAUACGAAUAAUAAUAAUAAUAAUAGUAGUAGUAGUGAUAACAACAACACGGAGAUUUUCCUUCUCGCGACGAGUUCAAUCCCGAUUGUGAAAAACGACGAAAUAUCAGAAUUUCCACCGGAUUUAUUUUCCGUGGAAAUAUUACAAAGGGGCGGAAUCAUUUUACACCUCGCGGGAGCCCUUUACAGUUUUGCCAACAUUGGAAUAAUAUGCGGAGAUUAUUUUUUACCUGCCGUCGAUUGCAUUUGCAGCGAUUUAAAUUUAUCCCAAGAUUUAGCGGCUGCUACUUUUAUGUCAUUUGCAACGACGGCUCCAGAACUCUUCGUAAUUCUCAUCGCGACAUUUUUAACACAGUCGGAUAUUGGAUUGGGAGCCGUCAUUGGUGGCGGAAUGUUUAACAUAUUAGGAGUUGCAACCGUCGGUGGUUUAGCGGCAAAAACCUCCAUAAAAUUGGAUUGGUGGCCACUUUUUCGAGAUAGUACCGUUUACGUCAUUUCCGUCGGUGGACUCGCAUUUGUUUUAUUCGAUGGUUACGUCACACUUUACGAAUCCUUAUUUUUAAUUACGUAUUAUUUCAUUUAUUUAUUCAUCAUGUUUUGGAAUAGGAAAAUAAGAAAGAAAAUAAAACAAUUUGGGAAAAUCAUAAGAAGAAAAAAAUUUAAAACUAAUAAAAUUAAAAAUUCAACGGCAUUACCCAACGUAGUUAUGGACGAUAUAAAGCUCGGAUGGGAAAAAAAUAAAAAAAUUUUACCCAUAAGUGGACAAAGUGAAGAAGAUGAAAAAAAUGAUGAUGAUGAUGAUGAUGAUGAUCCCGAAACGGCAUUUAAAGCUUAUUUCAUGCACUACGAAGAGUGCAUCAGUUUAAGAAGAUUGUCCCUAACAAGCAGAACGAGUUUGAAUGAAAGAAGAAAAUCGGUGAGAAGUUUAAGAAAACAUUCGAGCGGUCAUCAAAAAAGAAGUUCAAGAUUAUCCAUACAGGAAAAUCCAAAUUUCGACUCACCCAAAGAAAUAGAAGAAGAAGAAGAAGUAGAAGAAAAACGAAAAGAUGAAUUAACACUUACAGAUGACGAAGAACCGGAAGAACAAACAUUCAAAAUGAUUUUUUGUACUUUACCGGUGAAUUCGAUUUGGAGUAAAUUUUCAUGGUUUUCCCUUUGGCCGGCAUGUUUUGUAUUUUACUGGACCAUACCUGAUACGAGAACAAAAAAAUUUAAAAAAUUUUAUCCCGUUACUUUUAUCAUGUGUAUUUUUUGGAUUGGAAUUUUGAGUUAUUUUGCUACUUGGAUGAUUUCAAGAAUCGGUUUUGUUUUGGGAAUAUCCGAAUCCAUAAUGGGUUUAACUUUUCUUGCCAUAGGAGGAAGCAUGCCGGAAGCAAUAUCGACCUAUAUAAUGGCGAGACAAGGAGAGGGGGGACUCGGUUUUAGUAAUAGUUUAGGUGGAAAUACCAUGGAUAUUUGUUUAUGUUUAGGAUUACCCUGGUUUUUAAAAUGUUUAACAAAUGACUCGGUGGCAAUUUAUUCCGAAGGAAUGCAAUAUAAUGCUUUAGCAAUAAUUUUGGGAAUUGUUGUUUUGGUUUCUGUCGGAAUCUGUACUAAAUUUCACAUGAACAAAAAAAUGGGAUUCACUUGUUUAUCAUUUUAUCUUUUAUAUAUAAUUUUAUCUGUUUUAAUCGAACUUGAAAUAAUUCCAUUGAAAAUAAAAAGCUGA
This is a messenger RNA of Pediculus humanus corporis (human body louse), 1806 nucleotides long. Its product is annotated as sodium/potassium/calcium exchanger 4 precursor, putative. The transcript has 11 exons. Gene Ontology annotation, biological process: intracellular calcium ion homeostasis; calcium ion transmembrane transport. Gene Ontology annotation, molecular function: calcium channel activity; calcium, potassium:sodium antiporter activity. Gene Ontology annotation, cellular component: membrane. Lineage: Eukaryota; Metazoa; Arthropoda; Insecta; Psocodea; Pediculidae. The record is from RefSeq and is a predicted model, not a curated record. Bases 1 to 1806 code for a protein of 601 amino acids.